This is a messenger RNA of Pundamilia nyererei, 996 nucleotides long. The record is from RefSeq and is a predicted model, not a curated record. NCBI's taxonomy places the organism in Eukaryota, Metazoa, Chordata, Actinopteri, Cichliformes, Cichlidae.
UGUCUGGAGUCAGAGUUUACCUGUGCUGGGGGACGCUGCAUCCCCACCCAGUGGGUGUGUGACAAUGAAGACGACUGUGGUGACGGUUCAGAUGAGAUCUGUCCAUCCACCUGCUCCCCGAACCAUUUCCACUGUACCAGCACACCGAGGCGAACUGUGCUGACCAAUCAGAUGAGGAGUUCUGUGGACCUGCCACCCCUGUGCCGCUAUGCCCACCUGGGGAAUUUCAGUGUGCAAAUGGAAAGUGUCUGCCAGCCAGCCGUGUUUGCGAUGGAUGGCUGGACUGUGGCUUUGCUGAUGGAUCUGAUGAGCAAGACUGUGGUGUGGUUUGUGAUGAAGGGGAGUUCCUGUGUGCGGGGGGGCGAUGUAUUCUGUACCUCCAUCGAUGCGAUGGCCACGAUGACUGUGGGGACCUCAGUGAUGAGAGAGGGAGAGUUUCAGUGUCGAGGAGACCAGUGCGUUCCCGCAGACAGAGUGUGUGAUGGAACCAAAGACUGUCCCUCUGGAAGCGAUGAGGCUGUUUGUCCAAGUAAAGUGACCUGUGCUCCGGACCAGUUUGCCUGUGGUGAUGGUACAUGUGUUGCCAUCACUAAGCUGUGUGAUGGAGCUACUGACUGUUCAGGAAGAGAGGACGAGAACAGAACCAACUGCUUCACCAGUACCACAACACCAUCACUCCUGCCUGUCACACCAACGUCUGCUUGCAGGUCUUAUGAGUUCAGCUGUGCCACUGUUGGGCAGUGUGUGCCUCAGGCCUGGCGCUGCGAUGGAGAAACAGAUUGUAUGGAUGGCAGUGAUGAGCAGCAAUGUGGCGCCCCGUGUGGCUCCGGCCAGGUGCCUUGUGUCAGUGGGGACCAGUGCGUGGAAUACCAGCAGCUCUGUGAUGGGACCCCACAUUGCAGGGAUACGUCAGAUGAGAGUAUCGACAACUGUGGCUCUACCCGGAUACCUCCCUGUUUAGGCAGCUUCCCAUGUGACAACCGCACCUGUGUGAAC